Messenger RNA from Schistosoma margrebowiei, 1418 nucleotides. The record is from the annotation of a GenBank genome assembly. NCBI's taxonomy places the organism in Eukaryota, Metazoa, Platyhelminthes, Trematoda, Strigeidida, Schistosomatidae.
CUUUUACCACCACAAAGAAAAUAGCCCAUACAUUUUCAGAGAUCUGGCGGCCUGCUUAAAUAUCUGGGCUACCUGUUUCUGCCAUCUGGUUAUUUCAACAGAAAAUGAACGAAUUUUCGGUCUUGUAUGACGAUGUUUGUCAACGUGUUUCACGGUCCCUUAUGGAAGCACUGAAACCGUUUGAUGGUAUCGAUACAGUUGCUACUCAUGGUGGAUAUAAUCCAGUGUAUUUAGAGGAAGUGGGGCGUCCUGUUGUCCCGCCAAUAACUUUGUCGUCUACUUUCCAACAACUUUCUCCUGGUGUUGCAAAAUAUGACUAUUCUAGGUCUGGAAAUUUCUCUCGGGAGUGUUUGGAAAAGUGCAUAGCAUCUCUGGAAGACGGCCAUGACUGCUGUGUCUUUAGUUCUGGUCUUGCAGCCUUAGGAACUCUCAUUCAGGUCUUAUCAAGUGAUGAUCACAUCGUUGCGUUCGAUGAUCUAUACGGAGGAAAUGGGCGAUAUCUGCGUCGACUUGCUUCGAAAUCUGGAAUAACAACUACUUUCGUUGACAUGCGUGACUUGAAUUUGUUUCAACAGGCGUUACAGAAAAACACUCGCUUAGUCCUUAUAGAAUCUCCAUCAAAUCCUUUAAUGCGUCUGGUCGAUAUAAGUGCUGUUGCGUCUAUCGCUCAUGAGUUUAACAAAGAAAUUAUUGUUGUUGUCGACAAUACUUUCAUGAGUUCUUAUUUUCAACGUCCACUUGAUCAUGGAGCAAAUGUUGUUUUACACUCUCUCACAAAGUAUAUGAAUGGUCAUUCUGAUGUAGUUAUGGGCGCACUGGUUACACGUAAUCAAUCAGAACUACACAAGCAGAUAAGAUUCAUACAGUAUGCUGCAGGAGCUGUUCCGUCUCCAUUUGACUGCAUGUUAUGUCUUAGAGGAUUACGCACAUUACCAAUACGAAUGAAAGCGCACAUGCGAAAUGGACUUAUAGUGGCUAUGAUGCUUGAGAAACAUCCGUUAGUUGAAAGGGUUCUACAUCCAGGCUUAGAAUCAUUUCCUCAAAAGGAUAUUAUCGCAAAGCAGAUGCGUGGUUUUAGUGGUAUGAUAACUGUUUAUCUACGAUGUACUGGGGAACAAACAAAAACGUUUAUUACAAAUCUGAAGCUGUUUAUGUUAGCCGAAAGUUUAGGGGGUUAUGAGAGCCUUAUUGAAAUUCCGUCCGUUAUGACACACGCAUCAGUCCCAGAGGAGGUUCGUGAGGUCAACGGGAUCACUGGGAAUAUGCUUCGCUUGUCAGUGGGACUAGAAGAUCCGAAAGACCUAUCACUCGACUUAUAUGAAGCUUUUGACAAAUUGAACCAGAAUUCCAAACCAAUAUAAACUUGUCCUCUUUAAUUAUUGAUUGACGUUUCUUUAAAUAAAUUCACAUAAUGAAUA